GAAAAAGUAGCACAUUUGCAGACAGACAGGACUACGAGUGUGUUCAGGCUAGUUUUUAAUUUUUUUCUGAGCAUCAGGUUUUUGGGUUUUUUUGGGUUUUUUUUGAGCAUCAGUUGUCGUUUUUUUUUUUUUUGCGCAUCAGGUUGUACGUGUAGAGAUCGACUUUAAACCUCUACCAGAGGAGAUGUUCUGUUUGUUAGGAUUUUAAAACAAACUUUAAAAAAAGAAAAGGCUGUGUGAUGAUCAGAAUUUGAGCACACAUUUGUUGGGUCAUGUUUUGAUUUGCUUUUUACGCACGGGUUGUUUUGCGCACGGUACUCACGCAGAGAAACCGAGAGGUGAGCAGCGAUGCUGCUGGACGCGGGUCACCUGGCUCCGUUCGCCCGGCAUCACCACGCGGGUGAGUCACACGACAGGGACGCCAGUUUUGCAGAAGCGGCGCAUGUGGGCGCCUUCAAGCUGAGCCACGGCGAGCUGUCUCCGGGUCAGGGAGCUGCCUUCGGCCCGCAGGCUUCAGGCUACGCGGCUCUGGGCGCCUCAUACGGAGGCUCCGCGUUCGGCUCGGCCCGAGACUUCUUGUUGCGCGGACGCGGCUUUGCAGAUCCAGAGCGCGGCCUCUUCAGCCCGGCGACCGGAGCGCUUCAUCCCUCCCAUGCGGACGCGCAGAGUCAUCUGCUAUUCCCCGGCUUCCACGAGCAGCACAGCUCGACCAACAACGCGCUGUUCGCACGCCCGGACCAGUACCACCACCAGGUGUCCAACGCGCGGCCUGAUCCGUACGGCCAGUACGGCUUGAACGUAGCAGCCGCGCAUCACCAUCACCCUGCAGCCUUCUUCCGCUACGUGCGGCAGCAGUGCGUCAAGCAGGAGCUCGUGUGCAAGUGGCUCGAACCGGACCGCGAGAAGCGCCGCUGCGGCAGAACCUUCGGCACCAUGCACGAGCUGGUGGCGCACGUCUCCGCGGAGCACGUCGGCGGACCUGAGCAAUGCAACCACGUGUGCUUUUGGGAAGAAUGCCCUCGAGAGGGAAAGGCCUUCAAGGCCAAAUACAAACUGGUGAACCACAUUCGCGUGCACACGGGGGAGAAGCCCUUUGCGUGUCCGUUCCCGGGAUGCGGCAAAGUGUUCGCGCGCUCCGAGAACCUGAAAAUACACAAGAGAACGCAUACAGGGGAGAAGCCGUUUCUGUGCGAGUUUGAGGGCUGUGACAGACGCUUCGCCAACAGCAGCGACAGGAAGAAGCACAUGCACGUGCACACAUCCGACAAGCCGUACCUGUGCAAACUGUGUGACAAGUCGUACACUCAUCCCAGCUCUCUGAGGAAACACAUGAAGGUUCACGACGAGCAGAGUUCAGUGAACGAGUCCUCGCCGACCGGAAGUUCCGGUUACGAGUCGUCCAGUUUGGUGUCGCCGUGUUCAGAGACUCAGAGCACCACCAUGUCUCCAGACUCCGCCGUGCUGAACAGCAGCAGUCACAGCAGCAUAGCGUCCAACUUCAGCGAGUGGUACGUUUAGGAACCAUGAACUCCUCCCAGGCUGUGUCCAGAACUGUCAAGAAGUGCAGAAUGGCGCGAUUUGGGACACAGCAGGACUUCUGUGAUCAACAAUGUAGACAAUCCUCUAAAAUAUAGAAAUAUUGUUUAUGAAAUAAUCACAUACAGUGAUAUCUUAUGGACAAUUACAGGCUCCUUUGCCUACUCACUCGUUAAUGUUUUUAAUGCGUCCUGUGAUGACACCCCACCCCCUCCCCCUCGUUCCUCCAGUCAGUGGAACAAUCCCUUUUUCCACAACACACAAUUUUUCCACAGAAUUCAGUUUCCGUCGAUUAAAAAUAUUCACUGUAAAAUCUCCGACUCUACUCAGAGUCAAUUGUAUAUAUAAAAUAAAUGAAGGUUUAUCUCUUUUUUUUUUU
Molecule: messenger RNA, 1915 nt
Organism: Pangasianodon hypophthalmus (striped catfish)
Lineage: Eukaryota; Metazoa; Chordata; Actinopteri; Siluriformes; Pangasiidae
Gene: zic2b
Product: zic family member 2 (odd-paired homolog, Drosophila) b
Exons: 3
Coding region: 349-1518 (389 amino acids)
Biological process (GO): central nervous system development; regulation of transcription by RNA polymerase II
Cellular component (GO): nucleus
Molecular function (GO): DNA-binding transcription factor activity, RNA polymerase II-specific; RNA polymerase II cis-regulatory region sequence-specific DNA binding
Source: RefSeq, a predicted model, not a curated record